Anguilla anguilla (European eel) is the source of this 2074-nucleotide messenger RNA. It is a transcript of the gene ca4c, whose product is annotated as carbonic anhydrase IV c. Lineage: Eukaryota; Metazoa; Chordata; Actinopteri; Anguilliformes; Anguillidae. Bases 125 to 1048 code for a protein of 307 amino acids. The transcript is spliced from 8 exons. Gene Ontology annotation, molecular function: carbonate dehydratase activity; zinc ion binding. Gene Ontology annotation, cellular component: plasma membrane. The record is from RefSeq and is a predicted model, not a curated record.
CCUUCCUCUCCCUCUCUCCACCUCUUUCUCUCUCUCUCUCUCUCUCUCUCUUUCUCUGAGACACACACCUGUACUGUGUUAGCAGUUGAGAUUGCGUGCUCAGGUGUCACCUGUCUGUCUCACCAUGACCUUCUCUCUCCGGCUCUCCUUGGCACUCUGGAGUCUCUCCUGCGCCACAGCCCAGUGGUGCUAUCAGGGCCAGUACACCUGCAAUGAAGUCUGCAAAGCUCCUGACGAAUGGCACACCCUGUAUCCCCACUGUGGUGGGGACAGGCAAUCUCCCAUCAACAUCGUCACCAGCAAGAUCCGGCGAGACCCCACCCUGACCCCCCUCCACCUAGAGGGUUACCAUGACGCCCACGACAUCGAAGUGGAGAACGUGGGCCGCUCAGCACACUUCACCCUGCCCCACUCCCUGCGAGUUUCGGGGGGUAACCUGACGGGCACCUACAAGGCCCAGCAGUUCCACCUGCACUGGGGCACGGACGCUGGCCCCGGGUCCGAGCACACGCUGGACGGGGAGAGGUUCCCCAUGGAGCUCCACAUUGUUCACAUUAAAGAGCAGUACAGCUCGUUGUCAGAAGCAAAAAACGACACGUCGGCCGUCGCUCUGCUCGCCUUCUUCUUCGAGGAAUCUGCUCAGGAUAACAUCCACUUUAAUGUGAUCGCUGAUGCCCUGGGGAGGGUUCGCUACGCUGGGAACAGCUCCACCGCCAAGGCCGUGCGCCUGGGGGACCUCCUGCCGGCCACCGAGGAGCUGCGCGGGUAUUACCGCUACGCGGGGUCCAUGACCACGCCCGGCUGCCAGCAGGUCGUCGUCUGGACCCUGUUCCACAGGACCAUACCUGUCAGCCGCAGACAGCUGCUGCAAGUGAGCCGCGAGCUGAGGUUCGGGACGGGGAAGCCCAUGACGGACAUCUUUCGGCCUGUGCAGCACCUGAACGGCCGCUCUGUGCUCUGGUCCGCGGCGGGCCCGGUUCUGCCCAGCACGCUCGCUGUGUGGCUGUGCGCGCUAGCGGCGCUGGGCCUGCGCUGGAAUUCCCACUGACCCUGAGGAAACAGCACCACCUUCAGGUCAGGAGUGGAAACGCAGGCUGCUCUAAAAGCUGAACCCCAAAUGCGCACUCACGUGCACACACACACUCACACACUAAGACGCACACACACACCUACAUGCACACACUCAGACACACAUCUACAUGCACCAGUGGGGUGGGGGGGAACAUUUGUACAGUCACCCCCAAUUUACACAUCACAUUUAUAUAUUCAUGAAAGACUAUUUAGUUAAUAUUAAGCUCAAUUCAGGAAAUUAACUGAAAUUCAGUUAAUUUAAAAUCCUCAAGGAACAUUAUAGGAACUCUGCAACUAGCUGAACUGAAUUUCAGCUCAUUGCCUGCCUGUGUUGUCGAUUAAAUGACAGAUUGUUAAAAGUUUGAGAGAACAUGCAUUUUUUUUUGAUCAGAUGGGUAAAACUCAAUACUUUUCAAAUCUUAAGGAUAACUGCUGUGUAGAUCAAGUUUGGGCCGUGGAAGGUACACUAUAUGGCCAAAUGUAUGUGGACACCUGACAUCCAACAUCUCCCCAAACUGUUGCCCCAAGGUUGGAAGCACGGAAUAGUCUAAACUGUCAUUGCAUUAAGAUUUGCCUUCACUGGAGCUAAGGGGCUUAGCCCAAACCAUGAAAAACCCAGACCAAGGGGCGUCCAGAUACACUAAAUGACCAAAAGUAUCUCUUGGGUUGUGAAAUCAUUAUGAGCAACCCUGGAUUUACGGCAAACGCAGCAUUCUCCCAGUGCUCUCGAUGGAAAUGGGGAGAGAGGAGACCCACGUUGGUUCCUACUGCACCAAAAUGCUUGCAAUAAUUGUCCUUGACGCUCUUGCAUGGUUAGCAGGUUUAGGCCAGAGGUGCUAAAGUCACGGGGAUUAUCUAUUUGGUUGUGCUAUCGAGUAGCUUACAGCAACACUGCAAUGCAGUUGGGCCUGUGUGGGAAAAAAGGUGUUAGAAUUCAUCAAAUGUUAUUCUGUGUUUGUACAAAUGAAUGCUGAAUGGAAAAAAUAAAACCAGUUAAAACACA